Molecule: messenger RNA, 1296 nt
Organism: Morchella importuna
Lineage: Eukaryota; Fungi; Ascomycota; Pezizomycetes; Pezizales; Morchellaceae
Exons: 7
Coding region: 1-1296 (431 amino acids)
Source: RefSeq, a predicted model, not a curated record
AUGGAAGCGCUACCACCCGCCGCGGAAGCUGUAGACGCCACUAUAUGGCCCUGGGGGACUAGGACCCUGCGUGGACGCCUCGCCGAGCCCCACUUCCGACAGGAGGAGGGAGGGUCUGUUAAUCCGUUUGAGGAGGGGGACGAGCCCAUCGCCCCCCAAGUUAUCCGUUCAGCCCUUGAUAGGACCCUCCAGGCCCAGCUGGCGGAACUCACGUCUUACCGCGCUGAGGGGGAGGGGGAGGCGUUCCGCGUGCGCGACUUCAGCUGGAUGGGGGUUGCUUAUAGCUCACAUCCUCGGGAUGCACUGGAGCUCCGGGUUGGGUGUGGCACGGGUGGGUUUGUGGACCAUUUGCGGAAGAAGAGGUCGGAAGGGCUUUGGAGGGGGAGGGAGAUUGAUGUGCAGGAGGUUACCCCGAGCGCGGUGACCACAGUGCUGAUGAGUACGGUCCUGAACGAGUAUGCGGACACAUUCCCGUUCGACAUCUGGGUGCUGCGGCGCCAUCUCAGCGACACGGCGUUCUACGGUAUGCGGGUUGAGAACCCGUCCCUGUUCUACUGCUUGGGAAUCACCUACUGCACUCGGAACCCAAUCACCAGCCUCAUCAAAGAGAAGAAGUUCACUCUGGCCCUCACAAGCAUCCGCAAGCGGGCUGGCAACACAACGCUCAUCUUGAACGACCUGCCCUGGCAACUAACGGCCUACUGUGCCCCGCUUCCCCGCCAGCUCCUGCAUGAAGGCGAUGAGUUCCGCAUCGCAGAGUGGACAGUGAAGUGCUUCCUCAAGAUUGCCGAGCACUGGGGCGAUGUCCUAGACGAGAUUGAUACGCAGGUUCGCCGAAAGGGCACAAUUAGCACCCAGCAGCUGGAUAGGGCAGCAAAACGCGAUCCCAACCCUUACAUCCGUGCUCUAGAGCUGGUAGAGAACACACUAGCCUUGCUGCGCGAACAUAUGUCCUACAUCCCUCUCCUAACCGGCGAGGUGCUCCCGCGCUCUUGGCCCAUAAAACGGGGGUGCGCAGCACUCUAUGAGUUUGAGCAGCUUUCAAAGCGCAUCAAAUGCAAGAUGCACGAGGCCGUCUUAAUAGCCGAGGCUCAGCGCCCAGCGGCUGAGGCGAAAGUGGAAACACAGGUCGGUAGCUCCCCAAUGACGUUUGGAAUUGCUUUCUUCCCCGUUGUAGUCAUCUUGGUAUUGUUAGGUAGCGCGGCGGGGGAGUUCUUGGGAUGUUUCGUCUUUAUUGUUACAGCGUGUAUAUUACUUUCUCCGGAGCAGCUAAAGAAGUGCGACCCUAGAGGUUAA